AGCCAUGUGACUUGCCGGUGAGUCGGGGCUUGCGACUGCCUCCUGCUUCAGAGCUACCUGAUCCGAAUAGUAAGCAGAGGGAGCGAGCGAGCGAGCGAGCGGGGCUGCCUCCGGAUCGGUGACACACACGCCGAAGGAGAGUCAGCCGCUGCCGCCACCGCAGAGCGACAGAGAGCGAGCGAGGUGCCCAUUCCAAAGACUGCAGAAGAUGGAGAUUAAAGACCAAGGGGCGCAAAUGGAGCCGCUGCUGCCCACGAGAAAUGAUGAAGAGGCAGUGGUGGACAGGGGUGGAACACGCUCCAUUCUGAAAACACAUUUUGAAAAGGAAGACUUAGAAGGUCACCGAACAUUGUUUAUUGGAGUUCAUGUACCAUUGGGAGGAAGAAAAAGCCAUCGACGCCAUCGACACCGUGGACACAAACACAGAAAGAGAGACAGAGAACGAGAUUCGGGUUUAGAAGAUGGCAGAGAGUCACCUUCAUUUGACACCCCUUCGCAGAGGGUACAGUUUAUUCUCGGAACAGAAGAUGAUGAUGAGGAACACAUCCCUCACGACCUAUUCACAGAGCUUGAUGAACUUUGGUGGCGUGAAGGAGAAGAUGCGGAGUGGAGGGAGACUGCCAGAUGGUUGAAGUUUGAAGAAGAUGUUGAAGAUGGAGGAGAGAGGUGGAGUAAACCAUACGUUGCCACUUUGUCACUUCAUAGCUUGUUUGAGCUGAGAAGUUGUAUCCUCAAUGGCACUGUGCUGUUAGACAUGAGAGCAAAUUCUUUAGAAGAAAUUGCAGACAUGAUUCUUGAUCAACAAGUAGGCUCAGGACAGCUCAGUGAAGAUGUUCGUCACAGAGUCCAUGAAGCUUUACUCAAACAGCACCACCAUCAGAACCAGAAGAAGCUAAGCAACAGGAUCCCAAUAGUCAGGUCCUUUGCUGAUAUUGGCAAGAAACAGUCUGAACCUCAUUCCAUGGACAAAAAUGCAGGUCAGAUUGUUUCCCCACAGUCUGCACCAGCCAGCAUUGAAACCAAAAAUGAUGUGAGCAGAGAAAAUAGCAGUGUUGACUUUAGCAAGGGACUAGGAGACCAACAAAAAGGGCAUAACAGUAGUCUAUUUGGGAUGAAACAAAGACAUGAAAAAGGACACCUGCAGCAGGAAGAGAGAGAGAGAGAGGUUGACCUGCAUUUUAUGAAAAAGAUCCCUCCUGGAGCUGAAGCAUCAAAUAUUUUGGUUGGUGAGCUUGAAUUCUUGGAACGUGCCGUAGUUGCUUUUGUUAGAUUGUCUCCUGCCAUGCUGCUUUCAGGACUAGCAGAAGUUCCAAUCCCAACAAGAUUUUUAUUUAUUCUCCUGGGACCCCUAGGAAAAGGCCAACAGUACCAUGAAAUUGGCAGGUCGAUUGGAACAUUAAUGACAGAUGAGGUUUUUCAUGAUGUUGCAUAUAAAGCUAAAGAUCGUAAUGAUUUGGUUGCCGGGAUUGAUGAGUUUCUUGAUCAGGUGACAGUUCUCCCUCCUGGAGAGUGGGACCCAACAAUUCGUAUAGAGCCUCCCAAAAAUGUUCCCUCUCAGGAGAAACGUAAGAUUCCAGGGGUGCCAAAUGGAACUGCUGCUCAUGGAGACCUGGCGCCUGUGGGAGGACAUUCAGGACCAGAAUUACAGCGUACUGGAAAGCUUUUUGGGGGCUUGAUUUUAGAUGUCAAGAGGAAAGCACCAUUCUUUUUGAGCGACUUCACUGAUGCAUUCAGCUUGCAAUGUCUAGCAUCGUUUCUGUUUCUCUAUUGUGCUUGUAUGUCUCCUGUUAUCACAUUUGGAGGUCUGCUGGGAGAAGCAACGGAUGGUCGUAUAAGUGCAAUAGAAUCUUUAUUUGGUGCAUCUAUGACUGGAAUAGCCUACUCUCUCUUUGGUGGGCAGCCUCUUACCAUCCUAGGUAGCACAGGGCCAGUUUUGGUGUUUGAAAAGAUAUUAUUCAAAUUUUGCAAGGAAUAUGAACUGUCUUACCUUUCUUUGAGAGCAAGCAUUGGUUUAUGGACUGCAAUUCUAUGUAUCAUCCUCGUUGCGACCGAUGCAAGUUCCCUUGUGUGUUACAUCACUCGGUUUACGGAAGAAGCUUUUGCAUCCCUUAUCUGCAUCAUUUUCAUUUAUGAGGCCUUAGAGAAGCUCUUUCAUCUCAGUGAGACAUAUCCAAUCAACAUGCAUAACAGUUUGGAACAACUGACACAUUAUGCAUGCAACUGUGUGGAGCCAGACAGCCCCAGCAAUAACACUUUGGAAUACUGGCAGUCUAAAAACAUGUCCUCAUCAGAUAUACCUUGGGGAAAUCUAACUGUGUCAGAAUGUAAAUACUGGCAAGGGACAUUUGUAGGAUACGCCUGUGGACAUGAUGGUCCUUACGUCCCAGAUGUUCUCUUCUGGUCAGUCAUCUUAUUCUUUUCUACAGUUACAAUGUCAUCCACACUGAAGCAGUUCAAGACCAGUCGAUACUUCCCAACCAAGGUGCGGUCUGUAGUGAGUGACUUUGCUGUCUUUCUCACCAUCCUGUCCAUGGUUUUAGUUGACUAUGCCCUGGGAAUUCCAUCACCAAAGCUUCAAGUCCCAAAUGUUUUCAAGCCUACCAGAGAUGAUCGUGGCUGGUUCAUUUCGCCUUUGGGCCCCAAUCCUUGGUGGACAGUGCUAGCUGCAAUAAUUCCAGCUCUGCUUUGUACUAUUCUGAUAUUUAUGGACCAGCAGAUUACAGCUGUUAUUAUAAACAGAAAAGAACAUAAACUAAAGAAGGGCUGCGGCUAUCACCUGGACUUGCUGAUGGUGGCCCUCAUGCUUGGCGUAUGCUCUCUUAUGGGUCUGCCAUGGUUUGUUGCCGCCACCGUCCUCUCCAUCUCUCACGUGAACAGCCUGAAACUGGAGUCAGAAUGUUCUGCUCCAGGAGAACAGCCUAAAUUCCUUGGCAUCCGUGAGCAACGGGUCACAGGACUCAUGAUAUUUGUCCUUAUGGGCUCAUCUGUAUUUUUGACCAGAAUUCUUAAGUUUAUUCCCAUGCCAGUUCUUUAUGGUGUGUUUCUUUAUAUGGGUGCCUCUUCUCUAAAAGGAAUUCAGCUUUUUGACAGGAUCAAGUUAUUCUGGAUGCCUGCCAAACACCAGCCAGAUUUCAUCUACCUGAGGCAUGUUCCUCUUCGAAAAGUCCAUCUCUUCACAGUCAUCCAGCUCAGCUGUCUUGUGCUGCUGUGGGUUAUCAAAGCUUCAAGAGCUGCCAUUGUGUUUCCUAUGAUGGUCUUGGCAUUGGUGUUUGUUAGAAAACUCAUGGACUUAUUUUUCACCAAACGUGAGCUAAGCUGGUUGGAUGAUUUGAUGCCAGAAAGCAAGAAAAAGAAACUGGAAGAUGCUGAAAAAGAGGAGGAACAAAGUAUGUUAGCAAUGGAAGAUGAAGGCACAGUCCAGUUACCGCUAGAAGGGCACUACAGAGAUGACCCAUCUGUAAUAAAUAUUUCUGAUGAAAUGGCAAAAACAGCUGUGUGGAAGACAAUGUUGAUAACAUCAGAAAAUACCAAGGAUAAGGAGUCCAGCUUUCCUUCUAAAAGCACUGAAAGCCGAAGAGAGAAGAAAGCUGACUCAGGGAAAGGUGUGGACCGCGAGACUUGUCUGUGACUUGCUCUUCAGUUUAUUUUUAUAAACAAAUGUGAGAAGUUUCACAAUCAUAACCUGUACCCGAUUUGAUCCUUUCAUUGUACAACCUGUCCUUCAUCCCAAAGUAGCACUGGUAAUGUAAGUAGUGCAAUAUGUGCUUUGGUUCACUGUCUGUUCAUCAGUCUGGCCCUGAUCCACACAGAAAUUAACUGUUAGACAUUGAGAGAGUCCUGCACUCUCCAUGCUGGGGAGUUCCAGCUCUUUGAACCCAUGUCAUCUGGUCCAUUCAAGAAUAUGAACAAAGUCUCCUUUCAAACUUCUCUCUCGGUAGGUUUGGACUGCAUUUUCCUACAUUGCCUGUGCCACUUACUUUCAUAGCUUUUCCACUUCAGAAGACAAAUGUGAAAACAGCCCCCAAUCUUUUUGUAGGUUAGCUUUCAGCUAGCUGUUUCAGCAGAUCCAAGAUAACACAAGAGAUGUUAGUUUUAAGAGUUAUUUUUAAAUGAAAAGUGGUUCGAUUCUGCAAACUUAACCAUAGGAAUGAAGUCCCCCCUUUAAAAAAUCAUGGCUUUUAUGUGUGUGUGCAUGCGUGCGCACGUGCGUGCGUGCGUGUGCAUGCGUGUGAGAGUUACAGGAUCAUACCCUAUAUUUGUGCAAUUUUCCUUGAUUUAAUACUGGAUAUUUAAUAUUUAAAUUUAUAUGUAACUGGAAAAAUAAAGUAAUAUAAUAUAUAAAGUUAUAGGAUAUAGUUAACAUUCUCUCAUUUUGUUUGGAAAGAAAGCCGCAUCCAUCGAUGUGCAAUCUCCAUACAGUAUUUGUCGUGAAUGCAAGCUGUUAUUACAAUAUCUUAUGCUGUACUGUAAUAAAUGUUGCAGUGGUUAGUCCAACAGCGGCACUGUGGUGGUAAAUGAUCCACAUUUUGUUUAGCUUUCUGGAUUAUAAUUCUUUACAGAAAUGGGCAGUAAGAUUUCCACUCCCCACCAAGGGUGAUCAGGGGUGGGCAGUACUUGAGACCUCUGAAUACUAUCCUUAAAUUGUUAUGUGAUGUUAGGAACAGGUCAUAGACAGGUAUUGAUUUUAUCCAGGUAUAAAUCCUACAUAUAUUUUUGUUGGUGGUCAUUUUAUUGUCAAAUGCAUGCUCCUUUUUUUUUUUAAAUGUGCUUUUUCUCCAAUAACCUCUGGGCAAAGUCCAGUCAAGUGCUUUUUAAGUCCAAUUGAUUUCAGUGAAAGAGCCAAGCAUGUGCUUAACUCUUCCAUUCAUAUCAAUAGGACUAGAAUGUGCUCCAAACUUGGCUGAAUUGCAUCUUGAUUUAUUCCCCACUGUAAAUUCACUUUUAAGUUAUAAUCCCAUUGAAGUGAAUGGGAGUUUUGGCACUAAUUUCAGAGGGCGAUGGCACUGGCAUAACACUCCUGUUUUACAGAAAAAGAAAAAGAAAAAAAAUUGUGCUUGGCCUUUGUUAGUUAGUACUUCAAAUUUCUAUAUGAAAGGCAUGCAUUUCUGCACAUGUUAAAAAUUCAGAUACUUUUUAAAUACAGAUUUUAUUACUGUCCUAGAAUGUUGUUAUUAGUCAAACUACAGUUUUAACAGCAAUAUCAACCUCUGGACAGAUCCAUAUCCUCUCCCACAUGCAGCUGUGCUGGAAAGAAUCCCCAAAAGGCUCAAUGGAGCCCUUUUCCCUCCUUCCCUUCCCUUCCCUUGGCCAGUUUUAACUAUGGACAGAGAGAGCCAGGUAUAUAGCAAAGUACCCAACCAUUGCCUUCAGUGGGGUGGUUGAUUACACUUAUCCUCCUUAGAUCCAGCCAUCCUGCUUCUUCCUGUGUCCAUGUGCACAAGUACUCUUGCUGGGACAUGCAUAACCUGUUUAUGUGGAGUAGAAUGAUGGAAAAGAGCAGAAUGAAUGGAUCUUUAUAAAGGUAGAGAACUGGUCAUCCCAUUGUGUGCCUCUGACAAGGGGAGAGAGAGAACAAAGAGCUCCAUGCAUGUGGGGGAGAAGAUGGAAUAAAAGUGGGACAGUAUUAAACAUUUUACAUAUUUUUGAUAUGUCUUUAUUUUUAACAGGCCUUUGUGGGUGGGCGGGGGAUUGAGUUAAUCUACACAAACUCAGAUCUUAUAAAUGCACCAGUGCUUUUGAAUACCAGGAACAAAUAUCUACAUGGUUUCAGUGUUUGAGCCUUUGCUGCAGAUCUCAGAAAGGCAUUUUUUUACUUGCAAAGUUGCCUAACCUUGUAAAAUAAUCCUUUGCCAAGUUCUGCAGCCUUGCAUGGCCCUUAACAGCUUGUACCAAUAUAGAAUCAUAGACUGGUAUUGGAAGGGGCCUAUAAGACUAUAACUAUAGGGGAACUCUGUGCAAGUAAGAAUCAGCCCAAUAGAGAACCCUGUUUGGCUUAUACUGGCACUGGAAGUUCUUGCACAUGUGAGACUGACUUCUUCAAAGUGAAUGGGGCAGCUUAUGUACACUGGAGCACAAUCACAUGGGCACAGAAGAUUCUGUGCCAAAGUGUUUGCCUUUCUCUCAUAAAGUUGGUGAAUUUCAUGGCUUCCAGUGUGUACUCUGCAUGAACAUGCAACCGUGAAUAGGGAUUUGCCGGGGCAGAAAAAGGCAUGGCUUGCUUUAGGCAAUUUCGGAAUGGCUUUAACUUAGAGGUGGCUAACCUCUCGCUUAUCUGGCGUUGUUAGACUCCAGUCCCCAUUAGCUCCGGGAAGCAUGGCCAAAUAGUUCAGGAUGAUGGAAGUUGCAGUCCAGCAACAUCUGAAGGGCCACAGGUUCCCAAUCUCUACUUGAACUAAACCACUUCUCCAAAUCAAACCAAUGCAGGCUGGCCUAUGGCAUGCUUCAGCUCAUGGUGGUCCCUGCUGGUUCAUCAGAUGACAAACACUGGUCCAGUGUAUGGCACCUGCUGCGAGGACUAGGGUGUCCUGAAGAAAACUGUUCUGGACCUUCAUAUGGACACUCCCAGCUGAGCAUAUCUCUCACUUGCCCAUUAACCUUCAAAUUGUCUCUGCCUGUUAGGAUAGGUAGCAUACAGUGUUAUUCCCAGGUUGUAAAUGCAGAACUGAGGAUAAAAGAUACAAGGCACACAUCAACAACUGCAACCAGAGAUAGCAGACAGAAUUUGCACUGAACAUCAACCAGAGGUUAAUGGGCAAGCAUCUUGAAAGAAAGCUAUAGGCUGGUCAAUUCACACUUGGGCAAACAAGUAUUUGCACAGUCAGAGAACCACAGCAUCAGCUCAACAGUAGGAACUCAGCAGGGGUUGGCCUGUGAAAUACGACACACACAUCUGCACAAGCUGUCAUUGUUCAAUGACUGCAUAGUGUGAAUCUAGGCUAUCCAUUUCCAUAUGCCUUCUGCUUCAAACAGAAAAAUUACACCAGCUGCUCUUGUGCCAAAAUUAGGCUGAAUCAGAUGGACAACAGAAAGCAUUGCUUCUAAUGCUAUUUUUGGACCACAGCUUGUUCUCUUAUCAGAUUCUUCUUAGCAUCAUCCAAAUUCUUCAUAUUAUGCAAAUUAUAUUACAAUUUUUUUGAAGAAACAAGUUUUGCUUAAUACUAAUGCAUAUAUAAAUUUAGAUAAGCUGCAUUAAGAGUGAAGUGGUUAUUGCAUACUUGAUGAUCAGUUGUAACAUUCCAGUUUGAAGGUGAGUCUAGUAUAAGACAAUGCAGAUUUGUUCCUGGAAAGAGACUGCUGGUGUUUUUAAUAAGUUCUGUCUCAAAGUGAUCAGAUUUCACCUGUCUAGUUUCCUGGAUACUAAUAAAUCAGUGCUUUAAUGACAUUCUGCAUUAUUUUGGUUCAGCAUUUUUAAGGGGUUUUUUAUUUAGUUAUUCCGUUUUUGUGUGGAUUUUGCUAUUCCAAUGUUAAACCCAGCAUUUUGAAAUCACACACACAAACACACAAAUAAUAAAAUGCAAGU
Messenger RNA from Rhineura floridana, 7519 nucleotides. It is a transcript of the gene SLC4A10, whose product is annotated as solute carrier family 4 member 10. Lineage: Eukaryota; Metazoa; Chordata; Lepidosauria; Squamata; Rhineuridae. Gene Ontology annotation, molecular function: monoatomic anion transmembrane transporter activity; solute:inorganic anion antiporter activity; sodium:bicarbonate symporter activity. The transcript is spliced from 26 exons. The coding region runs from base 209 to 3628 and encodes 1139 amino acids. Gene Ontology annotation, cellular component: plasma membrane; basolateral plasma membrane. The record is from RefSeq and is a predicted model, not a curated record. Gene Ontology annotation, biological process: monoatomic anion transport; transmembrane transport; bicarbonate transport.